UGCUGAAUCUUAUUGAUCCAGAAGGCGGCUAAUUAGCCCUUCCCUUCGUGCCUGUGUAAUGAAGCACAUGCGCACUGAAUUAAUCACAGCCAUUUUUUUUUUUGCAGGAAACUAAUUAGCAGGAAUAAAGAUCCAAAGAGUUUUUCCUUUUCAAUCAUCAGAUCUCACUUUCACCUCUUCCUCGCUCCCUCUAACACAAGAACUCAUCGCCUGCUUUGCAUCCAAAUUAUUUUUAUAUUGCCUUUAACAACUAAUCGUAGCGACUUGGGGUUUUUACGCUCCGCAACAACAAUGAUCUUUCUUUUGCCACCCUAAGCGCAAACUGACCAAAAGGAGCUGCCUUCAUGGGAUCUGUAGCUAGAUCGUCUCGAUUCUGGAUUAAAAAGCGAGGAUCACAAAGCGGCAGCGACGAAUUGCCUGGAUGCGAUGAAUGCCUCAUGUAGGCAUCAGCAUGGACAGCUGUGAGUCUCCCGUGGUUUCUGGGACAGAGGAUGGGCUCAGCUCCUCCCAGCAGCAGCAAGCACCACAGUCCUGGAACGAUCACUCAAGCUCACAGGUUACUUGCACCAAUCAGGCUCCUUCUCUGGAUGCUUUGUCUCUCUCUGCUUCAUACCUGUCUCAACCCCAAAACUCCAUUGCACCUCAUGACGGGGUGAGAGAACUACAGUCCCACCAGGAGCAGUCAAAACUGACAUUACCCCAGGCCCACAGAGAUAGCUCCCUUUUAGGGGAGCUACAUCCCAGAAGAGAGGGUCUUGGGGAAGUGGAGCAAGAGGGAGUGAGCUGCGGAGAAGAGGACGGAUCUGAGGACUUGGAUGAAAUGGAGAUUGACAGCUGUUUUCCAAGUCUCCAACCAUUUCCUGGGGUGCCAAUAGCAUCAGGUGGAGGGGGUAUGCCAACUCUUUUGCGACAUCAACCCACACAACAGCAGGGAUCACCUGAGAGUGGGAGUGAGGAAGGAGAGGAGGAAGAGGAAGAGGAGAGUAGCGAUGUAGAAAACCUGGCUGGAGAGAUAGUCUAUCAACCAGAUGGCUCAGCAUAUAUUGUGGAGAGCCUUAGUCAGUUGAUCCAAAGUAGUGGAGGUAUGGUACCCGGCCUGCUUCCGACAAAUUCUCUCACCAGUGGGAGUAAACUGGGAGAACCUGCUGGGACGUCAUCUUCAGUCUAUCCACAGAUCAUCAACACUUUCCACAUAGCCUCGUCCUUUGGGAAGUGGUUUGGUAAUUCAGACCAAGAUUUUCCCAAUACCUCAACAAUGGCAGGUCUCAGCCCUGUCCUGCACAGUUUUCGUGUCUUCGAUGUGCGGCACAAAAGCAACAAGGAUUACCUAAACAGCGAUGGGUCUGCCAAGAAGUCCUGUGUAUCCAAAGAUGUUCCCAACAAUGUGGAUUUUUCCAAAUUUGAUGGGUUAGCUCUUUAUGGCAAGGGUAAACCCAUUCUAAUGUGUUUUCUCUGCAAGCUGUCCUUUGGCUAUGCUCGUUCUUUUGCCACUCAUGCCGUCCAUGAUCACCGUAUGACACUGUGUGAGGACGAACGACAGCUAUUAGGAGACAAGCAUGCCUCUGCUAUCAUUCAGGGCAUUGGAAAGGACAAAGAACCCCUUAUUAGUUUCCUGGAACCAAAAAAUAAGAGCAGUUCAUUGCCACCAACUCUGCUCCCCAUGAACUCUGGGCAGAGCUUCUAUGGCACAUUUAGUGGUGUCCAUCUGGAGCCUGGAAGCAGUAGUGGAGGCAGUGAGACUCUCAUGAACAAAGACACAAACUCUGGCCUCCAGCAAAAGCAGCAGCAACAGCAAACUCCACUUGGCUCAGUCCUCUCUUUAGGUGGGCUGAACAUUUCCAAAGCAUCCACUCUCACCUCAUCCUCAGGCUCUGCCAAAGACUCCAGUGCCCUGUCCAAACAAGGAGGGAGAACAGAGGAGCCUGCAGGGAAAAAGUUUUCAUGCAAGGGAGAAGAUGGGAACACUGAGGGACAUGAACACCAUGUUCAAAUAUCCAACCAAUUGGGGGGUUCAGAAGAAGAGGAGGAACUGUUAUUAGGAGAAGAAGAUGAAGUUGAGGCAGAAAGCGCCACAGUGGCCUGUGGUGGUACAAGUAGCAGAGAUGGGUGUGAGGUGGGGGAACCAGCUUUCUCAAACCAAAGCAAUUCCAAAUCUCCUUUAUUAAUGCCUAGUAGCACUAUCCAGCCUUCUGCCUGCACCUCUGCAGUCAGUUCCACACAUAACAGCAAAGCCCUUGCUUCCAUUUCCUCCUCUGUCAAGGAAGAGGGUUUAGCUGCAGAUGGUGGAGGGAGGACCUCAGAACUCCCCCUGAGCUUUAACUGUCAGGGACCAACUGUUCCCAUGGCAAUUGUGGCUGCUGCCGUCAGGAGUGAGGAUGACAAUGCUGGCACUUCCUGUUCACCUCUGUCCUCCAAUGCUGCUGCUGAUGAAAGUGCCAAUCGUGAUAGUGCCACAGCUCCAGAACCAAAUGAUUCCCCAGCAGAAGGAGAGGAGGAAAAUGGAGCCCUUCUGCAUCAUCACCACCUGCACCAUCAUCAUCAUCAUCAUCACCUCCACCCUUCAUCUCAUGGUCACUCCCUCCCCCUCCAAGGGGGCUCCUGUGACAUAACGGGAAUGGGUGAGUGUUCACAAAACCAUGGUACUGGUGGGAAUGGAGGAAGUGGGGUAGAGUGCCCUAAAUGUGAUACAGUCUUGGGCUCCUCACGUUCCUUGGGUGGUCAUAUGACCAUGAUGCAUUCACGUAACUCAUGCAAGACAUUAAAGUGUCCCAAAUGCAAUUGGCAUUAUAAGUACCAGCAGACAUUAGAGGCUCAUAUGAAAGAGAAACAUCCAGACUCUGGAGGGUCCUGUGCUUACUGCAGUAGUGGCCAGAGUCAUCCUCGUCUGGCUCGUGGAGAAAGCUAUACAUGCGGAUACAAGCCCUUUCGAUGUGAGGUGUGUAAUUACUCCACUACGACAAAGGGCAACCUAAGUAUCCACAUGCAGUCGGAUAAGCACCUAAACAACAUGCAGACACUGCAAAACGGAGGUUCCAUUGGUUCUUCGCAGGAGCAGGUCUUUGGACAUACACCAGGUGGAGUAGUGGCUGUGCCCUCAGUGACCCAGGCCAGUAGCCAUCACACUCCACACCACCAUCCAACACAGGCCUCCCCCCAUAUGUCUGUUUCAUGUGGAGCACCCUCACCAACCAAGCCAAAGAGCAAGCCUACUUGGAGGUGUGAGGUUUGUGACUAUGAGACAAAUGUGGCACGGAAUCUACGCAUACACAUGACCAGCGAGAAGCACAUGCACAAUAUGAUGCUCCUCCAGCAAAAUGUGACUCAGAUGCAGCAUGGACGACUUGGAUUGGGAGCCAUGCCCUCGCCAUCUGAAGCUGAGCUCUACCAAUAUUAUUUGACUCAAAACUUGAGCCUUCCACCAGGCCUCAAGAUAGACCCAUCAGGACCCGAGGCCCAGUUCUUAAUGGGAAGCUUUCACCUAGAUCCCAGCAUGGCUGCCCUGGCCCCUGCACUUGGUGGAGAAAUCCCUAUGGAUGUGCGCCUUGGCAGUGGGCAGUUGGUGUCCGAGGAGCUGAUGACCCUAGGAGAAAGUCUAUCACAAACCACAGAUCCGUCCCUGAAGCUCUUUCAGUGUGCAGUGUGCAACCGCUUUACCACUGACAACCUGGAUGUGCUCGGCAUGCAUAUGGGAGCUGAACGCAGCUUGCCGGAGGAGGAGUGGCGUGCGGUGGUGGGGGACUCUCACCAGUGCAAGUUGUGCCACUACACCACUCAGCUUAAGGCCAACUUCCAGCUGCACUGCAAAACGGACAAGCAUGUGCAGAAGUACCAGCUUGUGGCCCACAUUAAAGAAGGGGGCAAAGGCAAUGAAUGGCGUCUGAAAUGUGUGGCUAUUGGCAAUCCAGUGCACCUGAAGUGCAAUGCCUGUGACUAUUACACCAACAGUCUGGAGAAGCUGAGACUGCACACUGUCAAUUCCCGCCACGAGGCAAGCCUCAAACUGUAUAAGCACCUGCAGCAGCACGAAAACGCGGUGGAGGGUGAUGCCUGCUACUACCACUGCGUGCUGUGCAACUACUCGACCAAGGCCAAGCUCAACCUCAUCCAACAUGUGCGCUCCAUGAAGCACCAACGCAGCGAGAGCCUCCGGAAGCUCCAGCGCUUGCAGAAAGGCCUGCCAGAAGAGGAGGACGACCUCAGCUCCAUCUUCACCAUCCGCAAAUGCCCUACUUCAGAUACAGGCGAGCUCAGCGAGGAUGUGGAGGCUGCUAGUGAGACCACCACAGACCAGGAGGACCAAACCAAAGACAGAGAAAGUGGGGGGGAGAAGGAGCUUACCAAAGGGACAGCUUUGUCCAGCCACUUGGAACGGCACCAGUCAGAUUCCCCUGUCCCUCCCAAAAGGCCCUCUUCGCAGUCUGAGACUUCUGAGAGCCCGCUCUCAUCGAAGCGUCCGAGGACAGCUGAGAAGGCUGCAGAGCAGAUGUACCAGUGCCCCUACUGCAAGUUCACCAACACGGACUUGAAUCGCCUCAGAAUGCACGUGAUGACGCAGCACUCUGUUCAGCCCAUGCUGCGCUGCCCGUUAUGCCAGGACAUGCUCAACAACAAGAUCCACCUGCAGUUCCACCUCACGCACCUCCACAGUGUCGCACCUGACUGCGUCGACAAGCUAAUUGCCACCGUGACAGCUACUGAGGUAUUACCAGCGAGCAUGUUCAUACCUGUGCCCAGUUCGGACAGAGAGUCCCAGAGUACGCCACAAGCUCCAGCCAACUUAAUCUCUGAGGAUACAAAGAAACAAGCUGAUGCAUCAGAAGCUGAUCCUGAAAAAAUGGUCUCCCUUCCCACGGACAUAGCUGAAGCUCGUAAGUCACCGUUGGAAGAUCAGCAGUUAGAAAGGGAGGAUGCUACUGGAUUUGUGUGCUGGAAGAAAGGCUGUAAUCAAGUGUUCAAAUCUUCCAACUCCCUACAAAUGCACUUCAAUGAAGUCCACAACAAAAGGCCCCAGUUACCUGUUUCAGAUCGCCAUGUCUACAAGUACCGAUGCAACCAGUGCAGCCUGGCCUUUAAAACUGUGGAGAAAUUACAGCUUCAUUCACAGUAUCAUGUGAUCAGGGCAGCCACCAUGUGCUGCCUUUGCCAGAGGAAUUUCAGAACGUUACAAGCUUUGAAAAAACAUUUGGAAACCAGCCACUUGGAAUUGAGUGAAGCUGACAUCCAGCAACUGUAUGGGGGAUUAUUGAUGAAUGGCGAUAUCAUGGCAAUGGGUGAUCUAACUCUUGGUGAGGAUCCUGGAAGUCUUGGAGAAGAUGAAAAAGAGGGGGAUGACAGUGAUCAGGAGGACAAACAAAGUCCAACAGGCAGUGACUCUGGCUCACUGCAAGAGGAUUCUGGGUCUGAACCAAAACGUGCAUUGCCAUUCAGAAAGGGCCCCAACUUUACAAUGGAAAAGUUUUUGGAUCCGUCUCGUCCUUUCAAGUGCACUGUUUGCAAAGAGUCUUUCACACAAAAGAACAUUCUUUUGGUUCACUAUAACUCUGUUUCCCACUUGCACAAGGUAAAGAGAGCUCUCCAGGAGUCUGCUACUGGUCAACCUGAGCCUACCAGCAGCCCUGAUAACAAGCCCUUCAAGUGCAGUACUUGUAAUGUGGCAUACAGUCAGAGUUCUACUCUGGAAAUCCACAUGCGCUCUGUUCUACACCAGACAAAAGCUAGAGCAGCCAAACUUGAAGCAGCUGGGGGUAUCACUAACUCUGCCAGUUCCCAUGGUUUAAUUAGUGGAGCAUCCAGUAUGGGCACUUCAUCAUCAAGUCCAAGCCCUGCUGGUAACUCAACUACUAGCUCAAAUAACCACAGUUCAUCUGGGUCUCAGGCACCUCAGAGUAUUCAUGGUGGAAACCAUACGAACCAGACCCACAGCAUUGAAAGCUUGGGAAAUUCUUCAAUAAGCUGCCGUUCCUCACCAUCUGAGAAUCACGAGACAAAAAAGUCUAAAUUUACAGAGAUUCUUUCUGCCAGGGGACAGCAACAACAGCUUCAGCAACAACAACAAUUGGCUCAGGCUCAAGCUCAAGCUCAAGCCCAGCUUCAGCAAGAGCUUCAGCAACAAGCUGCCAUUUUACAAUCACAGCUAUUUAAUCCUGCACUUCUGCAGCACUUCCCAAUGACAACUGAUGCACUUCUACCCCUGCAACAGCAGCAGUUGUUGUUCCCAUUCUACAUCCCUGGAGCAGAAUUUCAAUUGAACCCAGAAAUUAACAUCAGCAACUCUGUACUUGGCCUAGCUGGAUCAGCAGCCUCUUCCCUGUCAGAAGAACUGAAAAACUCAGUUCAGCAGGCCCAGCAAAGUUGCUUGCAACAGCAACUGAUGCACCAUCACCUUCAGCAGCAGCACCACCAACAGCAGCAGCAGCAGCAGCAACAACAACAACAACAACAACAUCAACAGCAGCAUAAACAGCAACAGUCUCACUCACAAGUUCAAGGCCAAAUGGCACUACUGCAGCAGACUGCAUCUCUUCUCCAGCAGGCUGAGAAAAAGCAGAAACUUUCCUCCUCUCAGAAUGACAAGGAUAAAGAAACUCAAAAAGAGAAGGAUGUCUCUGGCAAAAAUGAGGACUAUGUGAAUAAAGAAUCUACAGAAACCAAACCAAAAGAAAAGAAGGACAUUCAGCAAAUUUCAUUAAAUAUUAAUCAUGACUCUGGCUUUCCUCCACCAAGGAUUGCUUCAGAUGCUCGAGGAAAUGCAACUAAAGCCUUGCUAGAAAACUUUGGAUUUGAAUUAGUUAUUCAGUACAAUGAAAAUAAACAGAAAGUUCAAAAAAGGACAGGAGGAACUACUGCAUCAAGUGGUCCAGGUGGAAUAAUAAGAGUGGUGGACCCCAUUGAAGGAUUAGAGAAACUGGAAUGUGAAGCUUGUGGCAAGCUGUUUUCAAAUGUGCUGAUUCUAAAAAGUCACCAAGAACACAUCCACCAGGCUUUUUUUCCAUUUCGAUCUCUUGAGAGAUUUGCCAAGGAAUACAGAGAAAAUUACGAUAAGCUCUAUCCACUUAGACCUCCAACACCAGAGGCUGUUCCAGCUCCACCACCCCCACCUCCGCCACCUCCUCCACCUCCACCACCUCAACGAGCUGCCACACCAAAUAUUCCAGUCUCUGCUGCCUCACUCACACCUCCAACUGUACCUCCCCCUCAGCCACCGGUUCCAAUGACACAAAUAUCUAUGCCAAUGGAUUUGCCCCUCUUCUCACCUCUUAUGAUGCAGCCAAUGUCUCUACAGUCCUUGCCUACUCAGUUGCCUCCCCAGUUAUCAUCUGUUGAGCCAAGCCUGGCAUCAGACCUGGCUCAACUCUAUCAACAGCAGCUUACACCAGCCAUGUUACAGCAGCAGCAGAACAAGAGGCCACGAACACGCAUCACCGAUGACCAGCUUAGGGUUCUGCGACAGUAUUUUGAUAUCAAUAAUUCACCAAAUGAGGAACAGAUAAAAGAAAUGGCUGACAAGUCUGGGCUGCCACAAAAAGUGAUAAAGCACUGGUUUAGAAAUACCCUCUUUAAAGAACGCCAGCGCAAUAAAGACUCACCUUACAACUUUAAUAAUCCUCCAACGACAACUCUAGAGGAUACAAAAGUUGAUUCCAAACCUCCUUCCCCUGAACCUCUGAAACAUGAGUUUUAUGGAAGUAAAAGAUCAUCCAGAACAAGGUUUACGGACUACCAGUUGAGAGUCCUGCAGGACUUCUUUGAUGCAAAUGCUUAUCCUAAAGAUGAUGAAUUUGAACAACUUUCCAACCUUUUGAGCCUUCCUACUCGUGUUAUUGUGGUCUGGUUCCAAAAUGCUCGACAGAAAGCAAGGAAGAAUUAUGAAAACCAAGGCGAUGGAGGAAAAGAGGGUGAAAGACGAGAACUGUCAAAUGACAGAUAUAUUCGCACAUCAAAUCUGAACUACCAGUGCAAAAAAUGCAAUUUGGUUUUCCAGCGGAUAUUUGAUCUGAUAAAACAUCAAAAGAAGCUGUGUUACAAAGAUGAAGAUGAGGAUGGACAGUAUGACAGCCAAAAUGAGGAUUCAUUAGAUCUGUCCCAUGAUAGUUAUACCCCCUCUGGGUCUUCUUGUCAUACACCAAUGCCCUCUUCCUCAAGUCUUUGCCCUCUUCCUCCUUCAACUUCAGCAUUUGCACACGUCCCAUCUACUGAGAAAGAGGAAGCAUCACCAGCAAACCCCUCAAACCUCUAUGAUGAGAAGCCUAAGCAGUUACCAGAGAUUUCUCCCGAUCCACAAGAAAACCAAACUUCUAUUAAGCAAGAGACUGUGCACCAACCCCAGUCUGAGCCAACACAUCAAAGAUCUCAAAGAGAAGAGAAGAUCCAAAGUAUUUCCAAGUCUGUCAAGCAUUCAUCUCCUUCCUUCUCUCAGCAACAGCAAUUGUGUGGCCCUUCAGCUUGUCAAACAAGCCAGGCCUCAUCACAAAGCUCACACAUGGGUAUCAAUCCACACUUUUCCUCUGCCACACAACAACUGGCACAGCAGAUGAUCCCAUACCAGUGUGAGCAGUGCAAAAUUGGCUUUCCCUCCUUUGAGCACUGGCAGGAACACCAGCAGUUGCACUUCCUCUCUGUGCAAAAUCAGUUCAUCCAUCCUCAGUUCCUUGACCGUCCAAUUGAUAUGCCUUUUAUGCUGUUUGAUCCAAGCAAUCCUCUCCUGGCAAGCCAGCUUCUCUCUGGGGCAAUGCCUCAGAUUCCGAGCACCUCUGCCACCUCUCCAUCCACCCCAACCUCCACCAUGAACUCCCUAAAAAGAAAGCUUGAGGAAAAAGCUAAUACUAGCCCAGGAGAGAAUGACAGUGCUAAUAGUGGAGAGGAGCCACAGAGGGACAAGCGACUCAGAACCACCAUUACACCUGAGCAGCUAGAGAUUCUUUAUCAAAAGUAUCUCCUAGAUUCAAAUCCCACUCGUAAAAUGCUUGACCACAUUGCCCAUGAGGUGGGUUUGAAAAAAAGAGUCGUACAAGUGUGGUUCCAGAAUACUAGAGCUAGAGAGAGAAAAGGUCAGUUCAGAGCGGUAGGGCCAGCCCAAGCUCAUCGUAGGUGCCCAUUUUGUCGAGCUCUUUUUAAAGCAAAAACUGCUCUUGAGGCACACAUUAGGUCUCGUCACUGGCAUGAAGCCAAACGCGCUGGAUACAAUUUAACUCUCACUGGCAUGUUACCUGACCAGGAGAGCAUGCAAAUAAAAAUGGAUACUUUGGACACAUCAAUCUAUUCCCAAAUAGCUCCCACUACAAACAUUGAUGUACAAAGUUCCUCCAUGUCUCCAGUGAACAAAAGCAUGGAUCUGUCUCCCAGAGUUCUACUGAGUCCUUCAUCCAUUAAAGUUGAAGGAAUGGAAGACUUUGAGGGCACAACAAUGUCAUCUGUAAACUUAAGCUUUGAUCAAAACAAACUGGAUAAUGAUGACUGUUCUUCUGUGAAUACAGCUAUCACAGACAUAACUACAGGUGAUGAGGCCAUUGCCGAUAAUGACAGUGCUGAUGUAAAGAACAUCCAAAAUAGUGGUGAUUAUCUCUCCAAGUCUGGAAGCACAGGCACUAUUCUUGAAAACGAUGACCAGAUGUCCUCUGGGUUAGUAAGCCCUGCAACAAGCUAUUAUGCUAAGGACUUUGAAAAUGAACAUAUGAUUGACCACAGUGAGACGUCCAGCCUGGCUGACCCUUGCUCACCAAGUCCUGGAGCUUCAGGUACAAGGAGCAUUGAUAGUGGAGACAGGCCCGGCCAAAAGCGCUUCCGAACCCAGAUGACUAACCUCCAGCUGAAAGUGUUAAAAUCUUGCUUUAAUGACUACAGGACACCCACAAUGCUGGAAUGUGAGGUGCUUGGCAAUGACAUUGGACUUCCAAAGAGAGUGGUUCAGGUGUGGUUUCAAAAUGCCCGAGCCAAGGAGAAAAAGGCUAAACUCAACAUGGCUAAGCACUUUGGAAUAAAUCAGACGUCUUACGAAGGGCCAAAGACUGAAUGCACAUUGUGUGGUGUCAAAUACAGUGCCCGCCUUUCUGUUCGUGAUCAUAUAUUCUCCCAGCAGCACAUCUCUAAGGUGAAGGAUACCAUUGGCAGCCAGAUUGAUAAGGAAAAGGAAUAUUUUGACCCAGCAACUGUUCGCCAACUCAUGGCUCAGCAAGAGAUGGACCGCAUUAAGAAGGCAAAUGAAGUUUUAGGUCUGGCACAGCAGCAGGCCAUGCAGCAGCAGGGAUUAUUUGAUAAUCCCGCAAUGCAGGCUCUCAAUCUCCAGUCAGCCUAUACAAACUUGCAAGGCAUCCCACCUGUCCUUUUGCCAGGGGUUGGCAGCCCCUCUCUUUCCAGCUUUAACUCGUCUAAUUCAGCUUUAACUCCCCCUAAACCUUCAAACCUCCUGAACAUGUCUGGUGCCAGUGUUCCCUCACCAAGCCUUCCCACUUCUGGAUUGCCAAACAAGCCUCCCUCCUCAUCAUCUCUUGCCACAUCCAGCUCCGCCCAGACCAACACAUCUGCUUCCCACUCAAGCUCUACUCCCACAUCCACCUCCACCUCCUCAUCUAUCCAGUCUGGCUUGCGACCUGAACCCUCCAAAGAACGUGAUGCUGAGAGGACAAGAGAUAAAGAAAAAGUUAAGGAAAAGACAGAGAAGCCCUCAACCCCAUCGUCAACUGGAAGCACCCCUGCUCCUUCCACAUCUGCUGCCAGCGCCAAGAAGGAGAAACCAGACACAGCUGUCCCUGCCACUUCUAUGCCUACACCUGGGAUGGAGUAUGUGGUAGACCCUGCCCAGCUUCAAGCUCUCCAGGCUGCUUUAGCAUCAGACCCCACUGCUCUUCUUACAAACCAGUUCCUACCUUAUUUCAUGCCUGGCUUUUCCCCUUAUUACACUCCACAGAUACCUGGGGCCCUUCAAGGGGGUUACCUACAGCCAAUGUAUGGCAUGGAAAGUCUCUUUCCUUACAACCCAGCUCUGUCACAAGCACUGAUGGGCCUGUCUCCUGGGUCCCUAUUGCAGCAUUACCAGCAGUAUCAGCAGAGUUUGCAGGAAGCAUUACAACAGCAGCAGCGACAACUUCAGCAGAUCCAGCAACCCAAGGCAAGCCAAACUCCAGUACCCUCUCAAACCAUGGGGGAUCGCAAAGAUUCUGCCAAAGAUUCUGUUAAAACAGAGGAUCAAAAGGGCACCCCCCACAACGAGACCCCCACUUCCUCCUCCUCCCAUAACAAAGCAUCAUGUGAGCAGAACGAGAAAGAUAGCAAAGCUGUGGAUCACCCUCCUGACCAAUACAUUGUACCAAAAGUGCAGAGUAAACUGGCAUGUCGCAAGUGUCAAGCUGUUUUCACCAAGGAAGAAGCAGCUAUCACCCACCUUAAAUCAAACUGUUUUUUUGGUCAAUCUGUGGCAAACCUACAUGAGAUGUUGCUGCGUGUCCCCAGUGGCAUAGGUGUAGGGGCUGGAAGUCUCUAUGACUGCCUGGCUUGUGACACUAUGUUGGAUGGGGAGAAAGCACUUAGUCAACACCUGCAGUCGGCAUUGCACAAACACAGAACAAUCAAGCGAUCAGUCAGAAAUGCCAAAGAGCACGCUACUAGUUUAUUACCUCACUCUUCAGCCUGCUUCCCCAGUCCUAACACCGCAUCUACCUCGCAGUCUGCCACUCAUCCCAUCAGCAGCCCCCCUCUUCAGGCAACAACAUCAGCCACCAUGCCAUCCUCUGCUGUCUCCUCAUCCAUGUGCUCCUCCUCUUCUAAGGCCCUACUCAACACCACAGCUGCCAGCAAAUCCUGGCCACAAGUCCCCUACUCCAGAGCUUUAGCUGGGAAGCCCAAUGGUAGCCCCUCCUCUUCUUUUCCUCCAGUGUCCUCACCUUCAACGGUUACCUCAAGUUCAUUGAGCACCUCAGGAGUUCAGACCUUGAUACCAACAGACAUCUUUACUGAUGAGUCUGACUCUGACAGCAGUCAGAAGUCAGCAGACAGGCAGGGCAGGACGGCAGAGGAGCCGCAGAAGCCCAGUUUUGUCAAAGACAGUAAUAGUUGUAGUAACCUGGCUAGUGUAGGAAUAGACUCCAACAGAUUGUAAGAGAGCUUUCAGUGAUGGACAAUAUUUAAAAAAAAAAAUCUAAGAAAAUGACAAAAAAAAAAAUUU
Messenger RNA from Nematolebias whitei (Rio pearlfish), 12157 nucleotides. RefSeq names its product zinc finger homeobox 3b (gene zfhx3b). Gene Ontology annotation, molecular function: zinc ion binding; RNA polymerase II cis-regulatory region sequence-specific DNA binding; DNA-binding transcription factor activity, RNA polymerase II-specific. Gene Ontology annotation, biological process: brain development; regulation of neuron differentiation; regulation of transcription by RNA polymerase II. The coding region runs from base 431 to 12091 and encodes 3886 amino acids. Gene Ontology annotation, cellular component: nucleus. The transcript is spliced from 11 exons. Lineage: Eukaryota; Metazoa; Chordata; Actinopteri; Cyprinodontiformes; Rivulidae. The record is from RefSeq and is a predicted model, not a curated record.